UACGUAGCUGCCGAGCUAGCUGACAUGAAAGUCUGAAUAACGUUACAAAGCCUCACGGUCCUUUAUGAACCAACAUUUAUGGGAUUCCUCUCAUAACGUUAUAUUUCCACUCGCUCGUCGUUUACUUAAGUCGCUCUUACAGAUGUUUGCGGGAUCACAUCGCGGCACACGGAUGGAUUAAAAUGUUUUCCCUGAUCUGUUAGCAAGCCUUAUGUUAGCUAACCGGCUUCUGUUGCUCAGCUGGUAAAGACAUUGUUUUGCGCAUCAUCCCAUCAUCAUGUGACAAGAUUUCUAUGCCAUGACUAGCUGAUAUUCUGGACCACUAUAGUUGCAUAGGAAGGACUCGAAUACUCAUGGAGUUAAUGUUUCAAGUUAUUGCUCAUAUGUAAGCAACAGUGACAAUAAUGGACAAACAGCCAGUGGUGAUCUGAAGAGCUGUUGAAUAACUGAGAACUCCUCACAAGCAGGACACCAUCAACACCAUUAUCAUUCUCAUUCCUCUACUCGAGGUGCGUCUUGAGACAGUCAGCCAUUUGGUUCCCUGGCAUCUCACUCCUGCCUCAUGAUGUCUCUGCCCAAAGACAUGGGAGAGCGAGGCAAGGACAGGGAGCGUGGUGCCCGACCCAAGGUCCGGCAGAGUCGCUCCGAAGAGAGGAGGGAAGCGGGCGGGGAACGAAAGGGCGGACGACGCAAGAAAAAGGGCUUGCCCUCGCAAGGCAUGGUCAUGGAGAGACCGGUCAGUGACGGAUUCGAGUACGGUGACCAGCUUGGUGGCCUGAUGAGAGAGGGCGGCUCCUCGUCGCCGGCACGGGAGCGGAGGAGGUGGCCGGGCUUAGGGGGCGAAAGGAGCACGGCAAGGCUGGCGCACGCCGGCGCGUACGGGGCAUCCCUCUCCGAGCUGCCCACCCAGGAGGCCGAGGGAAAGGCAGGAGCGGGCGGGGGCAGUGGCAGCGGCAGCAGCAACAGCAGUAACAGCGGCAGCCGCACCCUCCGGCAGAAGAUCCAAGACGCGGUGGGCCAGUGCUUCCCGAUCAAGAGCCACAGCACAGUGUCCUCCGCUCACAUCUUCUCAUCUUCACCUGUUGGCUCAUCUUCCUCCUCAUCCUCUUCAUCAUCCGCCUCCUCCUCUUCGUCACUGUCUGCCUCUUCACGCCGCAAGAUCCACCUGAGCGAGCUGAUGCUGGACAGCUGCCCUUUCCCGGCCGGCUCGGAGCUGGCGCAGAAGUGGUACCUCAUCAAGCAGCACACGGCACCCAUCUCCCAGCCACCGCUCCUGGAGUCCUCGUCUCUGGGCGGCUCGGUGGAGCUGGCUGUGGGCUCGUGUGCCGCCGCCACGGCCUCCGGUUCGGCCGCUAGUGGCACGGUAGAGGACGAAGACGAUCUCCUCCGUGAGCGCCGGCGGAUCAGCAUCGAGCAAGGCGUGGAGCCACCGCCAAACGCGCAGAUCCACACUUUCGAGGUGACGGCCGAGAUCAACCCGCUGUACAAGCUGGGGCCCAAGCUGGCCCACGGCAUGAAUGAGCUGGCUGGUGACGAGCGGGCCACCCCUGCAACAACAGCAACAACACAACAGCAACAACAACAGCAGCAGCAACAGCAACAGCAACAGCAGCAGCAGCAACAGCUCCUGCUACAGAGGCAGCAUCAGCAGCACCAGCUGCUCCUCCAAAGCUGCUUGGACACGCUGGACGAAGUGGCCGCCUCCUCUUCCUCUUCCGUGGCUGUGCCUGCCUCCUCCUGCUCCUCCGCUGCUGCUGCUGCUGUCCUGGGAGCCUCGUCCACCGACCUCGGCUCGGUAUCUGAGUCCUCCCCCUCCUCCCUGAGGGCCGGCGGCUCCCUGCUGACCUCCGCCAACGCUGACCCGGCUAAGCCCAAGGAGCGCUUCCGCGUCCACACGCAGAUCGACUACAUCCACUGCCUGGUGCCCGACCUGCUGCAGAUCACCAACCUGCCGUGCUACUGGGGCGUGAUGGACCGCUACCAGGCGGAGGCGCUGCUGGAGGGCAAGCCCGAGGGCACCUUCCUCCUCCGCGACUCGGCCCAGGAGGACUACCUGUUCUCGGUCAGCUUCCGCCGCUAUGGCCGCUCGCUGCACGCGCGCAUCGAGCAGUGGAACCACAACUUCAGCUUCGACGUGCACGACCCCAGCGUCUUCCACGCGCCCACCGUCACCGGCCUGCUCGAGCACUACAAGGACCCGAACUCGUGCAUGUUCUUCGAGCCCCUGCUCUCCACGCCUGUGCACCGCACGCAGCCCUUCAGCCUGCAGCACAUCUGCCGCGCCGUGGUCAGCAACCACACCACCUACGACGGCAUCGGCGCGCUGCCCAUUCCCAACGCGCUCAAGGAGCACCUCAAGGAGUACCACUACAAGCAGCGGGUGCGUGUGCGCAGGCUGGACACGUGGUGGGAGUAG
Messenger RNA from Alosa alosa (allis shad), 2416 nucleotides. RefSeq names its product suppressor of cytokine signaling 9 (gene socs9). Gene Ontology annotation, cellular component: phosphatidylinositol 3-kinase complex. Gene Ontology annotation, molecular function: 1-phosphatidylinositol-3-kinase regulator activity. Gene Ontology annotation, biological process: phosphatidylinositol phosphate biosynthetic process; intracellular signal transduction. The record is from RefSeq and is a predicted model, not a curated record. Lineage: Eukaryota; Metazoa; Chordata; Actinopteri; Clupeiformes; Clupeidae.